Molecule: messenger RNA, 1048 nt
Organism: Aedes albopictus (Asian tiger mosquito)
Lineage: Eukaryota; Metazoa; Arthropoda; Insecta; Diptera; Culicidae
Exons: 2
Coding region: 183-812 (209 amino acids)
Source: RefSeq, a predicted model, not a curated record
GAAUUAUCAGUUACCGGUGGAAGCUUAUCCAGGCAUUGCAUAAGUUUAGCUCCGAAUUUUUUGGUUCGAGAAAACACCCCUUGGUGCUUUAACAUUCUGUCGUCAGGAUCAGCGUUCCGAUUCAAGGAUAAACGACGAUAACUUCCUUGUUGUGCGUGGAGAAAAUUAGCAUUGUUUUCAAAAUGAUGAAGUGCGUGCUUUUAUUGGCUGUGCUGUGUGGUAUCAGUGCAGGAUACUCAAUUCCCAUGCAAAAUGGUUUCAUGUACUAUCAACAGCCAAUGGGAUACAGGCCUGUUCAUCGCACUAUGCACGGAGUUCACUACCAAAAUCAGCAACUGCAGGAUGCAGGUUUAGAAGGGCCAGUUCAAGACCCCUAUGUAGAUCCUCUGGCUGAUGCGUACCCAACGGAACAGUUCCCAGCUGAGGCCGAACCUCACUUUGAUGUCCCAUCUCCCCAUGAAGUUGAGGAAGUUGUACCUCUGGCUGAAGAACCAGUUGCUGCUCCAGUGGCCCCUGUCCCAGCACCUGCCCCAGAAAAGAAAAAGAAGAAGGUGAAUGUUGAUUCCGAUGACGAGGAUGCUCAAGUUGGACGUGCCAGUGGAUCUGCUGGACCAAACGUGUACUUCCCGUUGAACUUCGGAAACACUAAGGGAGGAGCUAUUGCGGUUGCCAACUCGUACAGUACCGGAAAAGAUGGAUCGGCCACCAGCACUGCCACUGCCUAUGGAAGCCCAGCUACCGCCGAACUGAGAAGAACCGCACCUGUACAGCUGAAGAGGAAACCUGCUAAAUUGCGUGCCCGCCAGAAUUAGAGCUGUGUAAAGUUUUUGUAUAGCUAUCAGUACAGUGAUUUAUAAUGAUAAGGUUUUAAUUUAUAUAAUUGGAUUCGAAUUCAUCCUUAAGUUCAAUGAAUGAAAGGACAUUUAGUUUUCAUUUAAUUUCCAAGUUUUGCACAAUGUGACCGAUAUUUACUAUGUAAAUACUCAAACCUGUAAUUAACAACAACCGAAUCGAUUCCUCAAAUAAAAGGCAGUUCAUCCAACGUUAA